CUAUCAGCCGUUUAUAGCGAUUUGUUGAAUAGAAGGGCGUGGCGCAUAUAAACUACACCCACCUCCUAAGUUCCCUGUCAGGUCCAACCUCAUGCUAUAUAAAGCUGUGUGCGUACAGACGGUUCAGUUAUUUGUGACAAACAACUGGUGAGAAUGUCUGGACGCGGCAAAGGAGGAAAAGGACUGGGGAAAGGAGGCGCUAAGCGGCACAGGAAGGUGCUCAGGGACAACAUCCAGGGCAUCACCAAGCCCGCCAUCCGCCGCCUGGCACGGAGAGGGGGAGUCAAGCGCAUCUCUGGUCUCAUCUAUGAGGAGACUCGUGGGGUCCUCAAGGUUUUCCUGGAGAAUGUCAUCCGGGACGCCGUCACCUACACCGAGCACGCCAAGAGGAAGACCGUUACCGCCAUGGAUGUGGUGUACGCUCUCAAGCGCCAGGGCCGCACUCUCUACGGCUUCGGCGGAUAAAUCUCUUCCUUCCCACUAAUCUUAUACCCAAAGGCUCUUUUCAGAGCCGC
Xenopus laevis (African clawed frog) is the source of this 515-nucleotide messenger RNA. Its product is annotated as histone H4. The coding region runs from base 154 to 465 and encodes 103 amino acids. Lineage: Eukaryota; Metazoa; Chordata; Amphibia; Anura; Pipidae. The record is from RefSeq and is a predicted model, not a curated record. The transcript has a single exon.